AUGAGCACCGUCCCAUGCUUCGACUCAUUCCCAUCACCCCCACCCCCACCAGCCAGCCCAGCGCCAGCACGGGGCAGCCAGCCCAAGAGAACCGCCGAGGAGUCGACAGCCCACGAACGCAGGAAGAGCAGCAGGAAGACAUCCCCUCCAGCUCCAGACCAAGCAGACCAGUUCCUCAACUCGCUCAGCCAGCAGAUCGAGAACCAUCACCCUCAAGCAGCGAGCGAGCGCAGACACAGGCACAGGAAAGAAAGACCCACCCAGCAUCAGACUCGCCAAGAUCCAUCCCCAGCUACUGGGCACAGGAAAGCCAAGAAGAACAAGAACCCCCAGCCCAUCCCAGUCACCCAACCCAAGCACGGAUCGACCCAGUUCAGAGACCAGCUCGGCAAACUCAUCUUUACCAUCGAUCUCAGAGAGGACACCUUCAACUUACACCAUGGCAGACCGGACAGGGGGAAAGUACCACGCUACAGACGAGCCGCAGCUGGCCGCGUCCUCGGCCUUGACCCCCACCUCCGGAUCACCUUCUCCAGCGCUUACAGAGGGGAUGGCUUGCAACUCAGCCAAGAGGGACGCACCAAGCCGGUCUCCAUCUCCGAUCCAGCCGUGCUGCAGCUCCUCAACGAUAAGAACCUCAAGCGCAUCUCACUUUCGAGACUUCCCAACGGGGGAAAGCUUGUGGAUGGGCCUUCCGCUCCAUUCAUCCCCCUCGUAGAAUCAGACCGACCCAGCACAGCAGUAGAGCAGGAGCGCGUCCCACUGGGGAUCAAUCUCUAUGGGGAACCAGAAUCAGAGGAAGAGGACCUGGAGGAUUACGUGCCUCCUGAGGAAGACGGCGGGGAAUCUUUCCUCGAUCGGCUCAACCAUCGCAAGGGAGAGCUCGAGAGGAGGACCACCCAACAUCCGGAAGAUGUCGAGGCCUGGCUAGCGCUGGUCAGUUUGCAGGAUGAAAUGAAGGAGCUUGGACUGGUUGGGUUGAGGGCGCGAGUGGCAGAUGCGGAUUCAGAGGCCAUCAGUCGACACAUCCAGGGCACGAGUGACUUGAAGAUAGCCUACCUGAAACGAGCCUUGCGCGAGCCAGCCAACCAGAAUAAUGAACAGCUACUGCUCGCCCACAUGAAGGCAUACUGCGACCAACCCGAUCUCGAUCUUGCCAAAGAAUGGCAGAAGAUGCUCGAGGCACACCCCGCCGUUACCGGGCUGUGGAUUGCCUAUGUUGAUUGGAAGCAAACCGAGGCCGGAAGCAUGAACGUUCUCGAGAUGGUCGAAGUCUACGAGGAAUUGAUCGAUCGACUGGUCAGGCGAGCCGAAAACACCAGCACUCCUCAAAAAGAGCGUACCCAUUUCGAACAAAGCAUCGUCUACCUAUUCCACCGAUGCUGUGUCAUGCUCAAGCAAGCAGGAUACACCGAAAGAGCGACAGCGGCAUUCCAAGCAAUCAUGGAGCUUAAUUUCUUCAGACCUCAUCAAAAUGUCGAAUCACUCAACGAGCUCGUGGAUGAUCUUGAAGCUUUCUGGGAUUCCGAGGUUCCCAGGAUAGGAGAACAUGGCGCGAAAGGGUGGACGAACAUGGACGUGGCAUCAGAACCUUUAGAGCCCCAAACAGGAGAGUCUUCGCCCGAUCAAUCCAACCAGGUCGAGUCCUGUUCCGAGCAGAUAUUCGACAGGUGGCAAGCUCGGGAGAUGAAGGCUCACCAACCACUUCGGACCACUGAUCUCCAAGAUGAUGAAGAUCCAUUCGGCUGUGUUUUAUUUGAUGAUAUCAGGAAUUUACUCUUUCUGCUGUCAACCGACGACUCGCUUCAAGCGCUGCUAUACUCAUUUCUCUCAUUCAUUGGAGUUUCCAUUCCCCCACCGGACAUCGAUACCAACGUUCCCUUCUUCACCGACCCAUUCCUAUCGACCGAACUGAUUGAUGUCCCCGAACGACAAUCGACCUUCUGGCCCCAGUCAGCAAGCAAACUUUCCUUCGACCCCUACGGACCUACCGAGCGUUUGUCGGGGAUCAAAAAGCCACAAAUGAUCCCCUUCCGGAUUUUUCCUUGCGAUAUCAGGCAGCUCUUUGCCGACCCGUCGCGUUGGUUUGUCAACUUUGAACCUCCCAAGGACACCAUCAACUUCAUCAAGAAUGCCUUCCAAGCCUUGAAAACCACCCGGAUAUUGAAAGACGACACGUACUUCAAACUCUGCGAGCUUUCGUUUGAAGCCCGGGUCGACGCCUCGUCGGCAGCCAAGCUGGCCAAACGAUCCCUGAGUCUCGACCCACGAAACUAUGUUCUCUGGGAUGCCUACUCGAGGCUCUGUUUGUUACAGGGGAAGCCGAAACAGGCCCGGGAUGUGUAUGUAAAGACGCUCGAGAUGUCCGAGCAGGGCACCGAAGGGCUCGUCUCCUUGUGGUACUCCUGGGCAGAGAUGGAGUUCCAUCUCGGCCACUUCCGAUUAGUCAUCAGUAUCUUGGCCCGAGCUAUGAAUUGCUUGGACGAGAGUCCAUCCGAGCUCGUCCGAAAUACUUCCCAGGCGAGGGCGCCCGCCCUGUUGCUUCGCGUGCGACGUGCGUUCAUUGGCCACCUUGCAGGCGCGUUCCAAAACGACCCACCGCUCUCACUGCUACGCUCUCGAGUCUCGGCGGCGGCAAGCUACGGGACGUUCCAGUAUCUGACCGAGGGAUUCACGUCGGGAUGCGAGGCGUACGAGCGGAGCUUGACCGCGUUGGAGAGUCUGGAGAGCCCGGCGGAGGAGGAAGAGCUCUGGCUGAACUACAGUCGGUUGAUCUACGGACAGAUCCAGGACCAUCAGCAGUUCAAGCCGCUCCACAUCCGCGCCAUCCUCCACCGGGCCAUCGUCAAGUUCCCUAACAACUCCGUCUUCCUCGCCCUCUUCGCCUUCAACGAAUCUAAGAUGAAGAUCGAGAACCACACCCGCAGACUCAUCCACGAUAUCCUCCUCAACAUUCCCGCACUCGUCACUGUCAAUCGUUGGCUCUUCGCUAUCUGGGUCGAGCUCCAUCUCAACUCCUCUACCUACAAUCAGGCCGCCAUCCGUGGCUUGUUCGAACGCGCUCUAACUAAUCAAAGUAUUCGAGCUUGCUUGCAGGUCUGGGUGCUCUAUAUCGAGUUCGAAAUCAGGAACCAAAACUUCGACAGAGCGCGGUCCUUAGUCACACGCUCUAUAGCCCAUUGUCCAUGGGCCAAAGAGCUAUACUUGCUGCCGUUCACGAGUCGGUUUGAGGGCGCAUACGGCACGAGCGCGGGUCGGGCGAUGGAGAUGCAGCGCAUGGCCCGGCUGGUCGACGAGAAGGGCGUGCGGAUCAGAGACCGCACGGUGCUCGUCCGGCUCCAGGACGCCCCCGGAGACCGGAUGCCUCUCGCCUCGGACGACAUGGAGCUCGAGCUGGGCGAGCAGCUGGAGUUCGACGAGCGCAUCAAACUCUUGCCUUAUUGA
Molecule: messenger RNA, 3444 nt
Organism: Puccinia triticina
Lineage: Eukaryota; Fungi; Basidiomycota; Pucciniomycetes; Pucciniales; Pucciniaceae
Exons: 10
Coding region: 1-3444 (1147 amino acids)
Biological process (GO): negative regulation of RNA catabolic process; regulatory ncRNA-mediated post-transcriptional gene silencing; RNA processing
Cellular component (GO): catalytic step 2 spliceosome
Molecular function (GO): protein binding
Source: RefSeq, a predicted model, not a curated record